Messenger RNA from Botrytis deweyae, 1500 nucleotides. RefSeq lists its product as uncharacterized. NCBI's taxonomy places the organism in Eukaryota, Fungi, Ascomycota, Leotiomycetes, Helotiales, Sclerotiniaceae. Bases 308 to 1177 code for a protein of 289 amino acids. The record is from RefSeq and is a predicted model, not a curated record. The transcript is spliced from 2 exons.
CAUGAUAAGAAAAUAAUAAUUCGAAUGGCCGGCAUUAUCCAAUAUGAGUCUUUGAUUCCGUCAUAGAAUUUCCCGUCUUCAAUAUAAAUCUAUAUUUAUAUUUAUUUUCAUAUUAAUAUGACUCGACGUUGUCUCCCAAGUAUAUCUUCAUUUUUUAUGUUCUGACUUGUACUCAUACCCAGGUACAUUGCAUUCAUUACCCUCCUUAUCUUUCGUUUGUUCGAGUACCAGUACUCAAUUAUUGAUUCGUCAAUUCAUCAAUCCGUCAAUCCAUCAUACCAAGACUCGGUGACGAAUUCGACCAAUUAUGGUGAAAGCCCCCUCACUCGAAGAAUCGGGUCCUGCAGCUCAAAGUUCCCUUCCAACAACAGAACUUCCUUCUCCCAGCCGAUCUCAUAAUGCGUCUAUUAAAGAAACCCAUGAUUCUCUAUGGGCUAGAACAAAAUCCCAUUUCAGUGAAGAGAUAAGUCUCGUUCAUGCUGAUUUGCCAAUGAUAGCAUGUGCUCUCGUUUCCGGUAUCUGCGACAGUAGUGCCUACAAUGCUUGGACAUGUUUUGUUUCUAUGCAAACCGGUAAUACCAUCUUUCUAGCUCUCGGCGCAUCUGGUCAACCAAUCAGUCAUCCGUACGGUUGGGUAAAAUCCCUAAUUUCCAUAUUCUUCUUCCUCUGCGGUUGUCUCUUUUUCGCCCAAACACGACGAUUCGGCGCCGGAAAGAUUCGCGGGAUCCUAUCCAUAUCAUUUCUAUUACAAGGAAUUUGUAUCAUAAUCGCUGCAGCAUUGGUACAAAGAAAUGUGGUACCAGAACCACUUGGGGUCAAGUCAAUCGAGGAUGAAGUCAAUUUUAUCGAAUUGAUUCCCUUAGCAUUCCUGGCAUUUCAAUCGGGUGGUCAAAUUGUUACAUCGAGAAUUCUGGGCUUCAAUGAAAUUCCUACUACGGUUUUGACCAGUGUCUACUGUGACAUUGCUUCGGAUCCAAAGGUACUUGCACGAAAUAAUGUGAAGAGGAAUAGAAGAGUGGGAGCGGUUCUUGCUAUUCUUUCUGGUGGAAUUGCUGGGGGUUGGAUCAGUCGAAGUUCGGCUGGUUUAUCUGCUGCUCUCUGGCUUGCUGCUGCUAUAAAAGUUGUGAUCUCUUUUAGUUGGGCGAUAUGGAAGCCAAAGCCAGUCACUUUGGCAUAAAUGGCUGUUAUGAGGGGAAUGGAUACGGAAUUCCGACUUUGAGUCUCACUGCCCAUGGGUACAAGGUACUGGAUCAUGAAGCACGAUCUACUUCAACCCUCUGGCAGAAGUCUAUAUACCGUGUUAAGUCUUUUUUUUUCGUGGAAAGAGGAAAUAAUCAUGAGUUGUAAAUUUCUGCAACAAUACCAGUUCUUACAUACAUAGGACAUAAUUUUAAAUAUAGAUGGGGGAAGGAUUAGUAUUGUACAAUUUAAUAAGAUGCAUUCAAUGGUACAAAAGAUGUAUUUAAUAGCAGCAUCUGUUUAUAGAAUUAAUAUCAUACA